AUGCUGUCGGUUUCAAUCAUCCUGACUGCCCAAACUUUAUUUUUGUUUGUUCUAAAUGUAGAAUGUUGCUCAAACGAUGAGACGACGCUGGUGAAACGACUGUUCACUGGUUACAACAAAGUGGUUCGUCCCGUUAACCACUUCAGUGAAGCUGUAGUGGUUACUGUGGGAUUACAGUUAAUACAGCUUAUAAGUGUGGAUGAAGUUAACCAAAUUGUGACCAGUAAUGUCCGUCUCCGACAGCAAUGGGUAGACGUUAACUUACGGUGGAAUCCUGAAGACUAUGGAGGAAUCAGAAAGAUCAGAGUUCCUUCAUCUGACAUAUGGAAACCUGACCUUGUGUUAUACAACAAUGCUGAUGGUGAUUUUGCCAUCAUCCAUGAAACUAAAGUCCUGCUAGAGUACACUGGCAAGAUAAUAUGGAACCCUCCAGCCAUCUUUAAGAGUUACUGCGAGAUUGUUGUCCUUCACUUCCCAUUUGACCUACAGAACUGUACUAUGAAAUUAGGAACCUGGACAUACGAUGGCCUGCUGGUCGUAAUCAACCCGGAGAGUGAUCGACCUGACCUCAGUAACUUCAUGGAGUCAGGUGAAUGGGUGUUAAAAGACUACAAAGGGUGGAAGCACUGGGUGUACUACACUUGCUGUCCUGACACACCAUACCUGGACAUUACCUACCAUUUCCUGAUGUUGCGACUGCCUCUCUAUUUUAUCGUUAACGUCAUAAUUCCCUGCAUGCUGUUCUCUUUUCUCACCGGAUUGGUCUUCUACCUGCCUACUGACUCUGGUGAAAAGAUGACUCUCUCCAUCUCUGUCCUGCUGUCUCUGACUGUCUUCUUGCUGGUUAUUGUGGAGCUGAUCCCCUCCACUUCGAGUGCUGUUCCCCUCAUAGGGAAAUACAUGCUCUUCACAAUGGUAAUGGUCAUCGCCUCCAUCAUCAUCACUGUCAUCGUCAUCAACACACAUCAUCGCUCACCAAGUACGCACACCAUGCCGGGGUGGAUCCGUAAGGUCUUCAUUGAAACCAUUCCCAACAUGAUGUUCUUCUCAACAAUGAAGCGCCCCAGUCAGGAGAUUCGGCAGAAGAGGCUGUUCCCUACUGACAUGGACAUUUCCGACAUCUCAGGUAAUCCUACCCCGACGGCUGUCACCUAUCAGUCCCCCAUUGUUAAAAACCCUGAUGUUCGUAGCGCAAUCGAGGGGGUGAAGUACAUCGCAGAGACUAUGAAGUCAGAUGAAGAAUUUAACAAUGCAGCAGAGGAGUGGAAGUUCGUUGCCAUGGUUUUGGAUCACAUCCUGCUCUGUGUGUUCAUGGCUGUGUGCAUCAUCGGGACUCUUGCUGUCUUUGCUGGGAGACUCAUUGAGCUCAACACACUGUAG
Molecule: messenger RNA, 1380 nt
Organism: Pelmatolapia mariae (spotted tilapia)
Lineage: Eukaryota; Metazoa; Chordata; Actinopteri; Cichliformes; Cichlidae
Gene: chrna1
Product: cholinergic receptor, nicotinic, alpha 1 (muscle)
Exons: 9
Coding region: 1-1380 (459 amino acids)
Biological process (GO): signal transduction; monoatomic ion transmembrane transport; nervous system process
Cellular component (GO): synapse; plasma membrane; neuron projection
Molecular function (GO): acetylcholine-gated monoatomic cation-selective channel activity; transmembrane signaling receptor activity
Source: RefSeq, a predicted model, not a curated record